CACUUCCCUCUCUUCAUACACCAUAUCAAAAGCCCACCAACACCCAUCAUGCCUGAACCAGAUAAGCACGCCGCUGCGCAACAAGCCGUAGAUAUUCUCCAUGAGAUCUCUACUAUCCUAAACUGUCACCUUGAUCGCCGAACUCUAUCAAUCUGCAUCUCUAUGAUUGAGCGCGGAGUGAACCCAGAGGCUUUAGCGCAAGUUAUCAAGGAACUCAGACAAGAGGCCCAGCAACCUGCAGCCGCGGCAAGACGACGUUAAGUGAGCGGAAUGAACUCUGUACAGAGAUUUGACACGAAUUGAAUUUGGAAUUAUGGAAAUAUUGUCUCGGUAGGCGUUCAUAGGGAAAUGCUUUCACUUAACCGGCGCAAUUAAG
This is a messenger RNA of Fusarium oxysporum Fo47, 376 nucleotides long. RefSeq names its product mitotic-spindle organizing protein 1. Gene Ontology annotation, cellular component: interphase microtubule organizing center; spindle; centrosome. NCBI's taxonomy places the organism in Eukaryota, Fungi, Ascomycota, Sordariomycetes, Hypocreales, Nectriaceae. The transcript is spliced from 3 exons. Gene Ontology annotation, biological process: mitotic spindle assembly; microtubule nucleation by interphase microtubule organizing center; gamma-tubulin complex localization. Bases 49 to 261 code for a protein of 70 amino acids. The record is from RefSeq and is a predicted model, not a curated record.